CUCAGUGCAAUCCUAGGACAGACAGACAGAGCAGACCACAUCAAGCAAGAAAGAGCAAAAUCCGUCGCUGAAAUCGUUCAAUAUUUCUUAUUCUGUAUUGAGAGACGAGGAUUACCAAUUUUGGGGAAUGUUCUGAAUGGAUACGCACAUUUGCAGUAUAUUAUGAUGUGCCAGUUGCACUGCUACAUUUUAAUGCAGUUUUACAAAAUGUCAGGGAAUUAAGUUUUGGGUGACAAUUUUUUUAAUUGGAGACAUGGACUAAUACGCAGAGAAUAAUGAUUUUUUUCAGUGUCUUGGAGUGAACGUGCAUUUGGGGAUUUAAACUAAAUUAACCAGUAUUUUUGUAGUAAUCAAUUUGUAGUUUUAAUCAAGUGCCAAGUCAUGGAACUAUUAUUCGAAAUUCUGUUUGUACCUGCUUUUGUCACUUUGAUUCAGGUUAAUGGCGAAGUAGUACAGCCAAAGUCAUCCAAGCAUCCAGGCCUCCAGGUGUUAGGCACAGCCUCACACUAUUGGCCACUGGAUAAGGUGGACGGGAUCCAUGGAUUGUGGGACCAGAUUGGAAACAGACCAGGUCAUGUUAAUGGAAGUAAUAUAACUCUUCAAAUCCACAAGCACACUGUGCUCCCUUCCUCCCAUAACUCUUCCUCUGUGUAUACCAAUGACUCUGCCUACACUAAUGUUUCUGCAACAGUAGACAUAGUUGAAGGGAUGGUCAACAAGGGGAUCUAUCUGAAUGGAGAUAAUGGAGGCACAUUUCUCCACUUUGGGAACUACCAGAACUCCUGCAUUAGUGACCCCACUCUGUGUGGCCCUGAGGGGAUUACAUUUUCCUUCUUUUGGAAGAACCAGGAGGCAGAGUCCCGUUUUGCAAUAGUCUCUGGAGGGAAAGUCAUCUCCAAUGGCUUCUCUGUCUAUGCCAAUGCCUACAUUGGAUACGUAGAGUUCUACACACGAGGAAACUUCAAGAGGUGGAGGGCUAACAUCAAUAUACUAGGGCCCUUCUGGACCCACAUUCUGUUCACCUGGACCCUGAAGGAUGGUCUCAACAUCUACAUCAAUGGGACAUUCAACACCAGUGACCCCACUGGCAACGUGUCUAUGAACUAUGGAGACCCUUACCCUGACCUGGUCAUUGGGACAGGAAAUGACCAGUCCUAUGGACACCAUUUGACAGGUGCCUUUGAUGAGUUUAUCAUCUGGGAGAGGGCUCUGUCACCAGAGGAGAUCCUUAUGUACUACAAGGCUGCCAUAGGUGAUGCUUGGACUUAUCCUACCACAGCAAGUGUUCCUAAAGAAGUCUCCUCUACGACACAAACACCGGGAAACACAGAUGUGUCCCAUUCUAUCACCACCAAGCUGAGUGAGGAGAUCCACAGCUCCCAGGACCCUCUGCCCAUGCAAGGCUUCCUGGAGUUUCUGCCAUUCAGCCUGCCCAACAAGACCAUCCCCCAAGACACUGCCAACAACCUCACACAGGCCUUUCUGAAGAGUGUGGGGGAAGUACUGUCUUCUGAAGUGGCUCGAGAGGAUGAGGAGUCCACCCCUGUGGUCAGUGGGCUGAUUGAGACAGUGGACAAAGUGAUGGUCCAGAUGGUGUCCAGCCUGGAGUCCAGCCCCAGCCCUCACUCUCUCAUCUCACUGGGAGGAAAGUCCUUUGUAGCAGAUUACUCUCUAAUGAAGAUCCCACAGAACUACAAUCUUCCACUCUACCGCUUCCCCACGCAAGGAAAGAACUACAUCUCAGUGCCUGGCGAGGCAUUCACCAUGCAGUCCCAAACCACCAUUGUGGGUGUGUUCUACCACAACAUGCACAACUACUACACAGGGAUCAACCCCCUCAGGACCAGGAUCAACGAGGCAGCUGAUUUCAAAGACCAUAAGAUCCAGGUGGCCAGUUUCCUCAUCUCACUGAAGGUGGAGCCAUCGCCUGCCCUGUCCGUCAACCUGUCUGGGUCUCCGCUCAUCAAGAUCGUCCUCACACACAUCCUGAACAGGGAUCAGCAGGGUCAAGCCUUAAACCAGAGCAACAAAGUGUUCCUCUACUGUGCCUUCCUCGACUACAGUUCAAAGGAGGGUGUUUGGUCCAAUGAGGGCUGUGUGCGGUCCGAAGGGAACAUGUCCUACUCGGUGUGUCUGUGUAAUCAUCUCACCAACUUCGCCAUCCUCAUGCAGGUGGUGCCCAUGGAGCUUUCCAAGACCCACCAGGUGGCACUAUCAACCAUCAGUUACACUGGCUGUGCCAUCUCCAUCUUUUGUCUGACCAUCACUCUGGUGACGUUUGCAAUCCUGUCGACAGUGAGCACUAUCUGUAACCAACGCUACCACAUCCAUGCCAACCUGUCCUUUGCCAUUCUGGUUGCACAGAUCUUGCUGCUCAUCAGCUUCCGCUUUGACCCGGGCACGCUGCCCUGUAAGGUGAUGGCUGUGCUUCUCCACUUCUUCUUCCUGAGUGUGUUUGCCUGGAUGCUGGUGGAGGGCCUGCACCUCUACAGCAUGGUCAUCAAGGUUUUCGGCUCCGAGGGCAGCAAGCAUUUCUACUACUACGGGAUUGGCUGGGGGUCUCCACUGGUGAUCUGUGUGGUUUCUAUGACAUCAGCCUUGGACAGCUACGGAGAGGUUGGCAACUGUUGGCUGUCUUUGAAGAUCGGGGCUAUUUGGGCCUUUGUGGCACCAGCACUGUUUGUUAUUGUGGUGAAUAUUGUGAUUCUUAUAUCUGUGACGAGGAUCAUCUCUCGUAUUAGUUCAGAGAAUUACAAGGUUCAUGGAGAUGCCAACGCAGUCAAGCUGACUGCAAAGGCAGUGGCUGUACUCCUUCCUAUUCUGGGCAUCUCCUGGAUCUUUGGGGUACUGGCCAUCAACGAUCACUCACUGAUGUUCCAGUACAUGUUUGCUGUGUUCAACUCAUUACAGGGAUUCUUUAUUUUCCUGUUCCAUUGUCUUCUCAACUCUGAGGUCAGAGCUGCCUUCAAGCACAAAACCAAGGUGUGGUCGCUUACCAGCAGCUCCAUUCGCAAUAUCAAUGUGAAACCCUUCAACUCUGAUGUUAUUAAUGGAAACAGAGGAGGCGUGAGCCCCACAAAGAUAAACACAUGGGACAAAAGCACCUACUCAGCCAAUCGGAUCGACCUGUCCGCUGUGUAAAACUACAGGACUUCGCUUCCAAUAAUGGCGGAAGUAGGAUGCCAUGCCAACCUUGGGUUCACAAGAUUCAUUGACAAACACUUGCUUAAGUAUUGUGUUGUUGCCCACUGUUAUAUGUGAUGUAUGAUCCACUCUCAUGGACUCAAAAGGAAAAGCCUUAGAUAAGGGGGUGUGUUGUGGUGUAGUUACAUAGUUAGGAUGUCAUGCGUCUUCAUGUAGAGCUCUAUACACAAUGACUAACCAUUCUUACAGCUUCCAUAGCCCACAGCCUCCCACUCCCUUACUCAUUUACAUUUACAUUUAAGUCAUUUAGCAGACGCUCUUAUCCAGAGCGACUUACAAAUUGGAGCAUCCAAUACUCCUCCACUAUGCAAUGAUUUGAUGUAAAGCUGUAACCCCAAAGGGGCAUCAGCACAUCAUGAAGACAAAGACUCAAGGGACUGUGCCUUUCAACUUCUUUAAUAAAAGACAGCUGGCCAGACGCAUAUGCACUCUUAGAAAAAAGGGUUCUUCUGCCGUCCCCAUAGGAGCACCCUGUUUGGUUCCCAUGUAAAACACUCUGUGGAAAGGGUUCUACAUGUAACCCAAAAGGGUUCUACCUGGUAACAAAGAGGGUUCUACAAAGGGUUCACCUAUGGGGAAAGCUGAAGAACCCUUUUAGGUUGUAGAUAGCACCUUUUUUUUGUAGGGAGUGUAGGGAUGGGAAUUCUGAGGGGACUUUGUGAGAUUGUAAGAGCCCUUGGCCUUGAGAAUUUAAAACAUGCCAUUAACUGUUUCAGAUUGUUUGUGUCCAACAUUGUAUAAUGUGUUGAAAUGUUUCUUCCCAAGUAUGUGUCAUGAAUAAUUAUCAAUUUGACCAGAGGCUAUCCAAUGUUUUGCAUUGGUAUAUUUUGUGAUAUGUAAACAUACGUUUAGCUUUAACUUUGAGUUUUAUUGUUAAUUUCAGAAUGAAUUAUGGUUUUGACAAAGUCACAAUGGAGGCUAUAACAGCCUGGUAAUGGGUUUGUGCAGGAUGGUUAUUCUAUUACAGGGUCCUGGCUGGAUGGUACAUGAAGCAUUAUGUGUCGAACCAACCAAUGAAAGAAUAAAUAACAAUGUUCUUCUUUUCUGAAAUAUUUAAUGUUCAGAAAGUGCAAAACAUUGAAUCUGGCACCAAACAAACGUGCCUUAGCACAUACAUACAUACAGGGAUGAAUACUUUAAUGUAAAAAGUGUAAUCAAAUCAAGACCCCCACAGUUAAAUGUACUUAUUUAUGGAUUUUGUCAUUUACAGUUUUAAAAAUUUGCAAAGCAUCAGAGCACACAAGUCACUCAAUGCUCACAAUGUUUGAUACUCUGCCUCUCUUGAAGUUCUUUGUUGUUUCUUCUGACAAUGAUGAGUUGAGAUGAGUUGAGAAUGCUAUUUCCGAAUGUACCUCAUGUCUCUGUAAGCUGCAUUAUUUCAUGCUUUUUUAUAAAAUAGAGAAUUAUUGCGUUAGACAUAGUUCUGUGAAUUUGUAUUCGUUUUCCAUUUAUCUUUUUAAAUUACACAGAUCAUUAGAUUUUUUUAUCAUGAUUUGUCUUUGAGGAUACAUAGUAAUAGCAUACACAUGUAUUUCACAAACACACGUCCAGCAAAGUGUAUUUUUGUUGAGUUUCACUGAGAUUGGAGAUGUCUUGUUUAAAGUCUUGAUUGUUCUGACACUGUACCAACACUUAGUCUCCUACAAUAGGAUUUACUUUAUGAAAUAAUUGAAAAGCACUUCCUAGUCUUUCAGUAUUUCAGAACAGACCAUUCUAUCAUAUGGACUGCAUUUGUUUUGUUCUAUAGUACUUCAUGUUCAAGGUUUCUCUCUUAUUUCUGUUGUGGAAUAAAAAUAGAAACAAAAAAUGUAUUGAAUGUAAUUCCUCUGUCAACAGUCCUCAGUAGCUAAUGUAUGUAAAAGAAAUAAUAAUAAUAAUAAGUACUGUUACACCUGCACUAUCUACUGUAAGUAGAAACUCCCGUAAGAAGUUACCCAGCUGGCAUAUAACAUUCUGAGAACCAUGUGUUUCAUAGAGCUUGGUGAGCGCGUGGUUUUCCCAUGGGUACUUGCAUACUACCUUCCCACAACCUUUUGGGAAUGGUGCAGGAUAGUUGCUUGGUUUUGGAACAUUAGCACAUUUAAGGAACUUGACAAAAAACAUUUUCCUGCUAUUUCAUUACUUUAACAGAACGUUUCAUAAAAGUUCAAACAUGGUUACAUUUCAUUUCAAUUUUGUUAAUGAUCUAGUAAUGUUUUCGAACUGGUUUGACAUUGGGAAUGUUCUCUAAUUGUUCAGAGAACGUUAAGAAACAACAUUCUUUUGUGGGAAUUUCAUUACUUCAGCAUAACGUUUCCUACAGAGUUCCUCAUGUUUCUAUUUAAAGUCAUCCUCAAAUUGUACCAAGAAUGUGAAGAAACAUUCUGUGGGAAUUUCAUUACCUCAGCAUAACGUUUCCUAAAGGUUUCCUCACUGUUCUAUUUAAAUUAAUGUUCUCAAAUUGUUCAGAGAACAUUAAGAAAACUUUCGGUAAAAAAACACAAACAAACUUUAAUAACGUUCAGAGAAGGUUCUAAGAAUGUUAUUUAAAAACAUAUACAUUCCAUUCUCAGCAUCAACAAAACUCUAUGCUUGUUAGGUGUGUUGGCUCGCCCACUAAUGGGCCACACCUGAUCUAAAUGAGGGCUUGUAUUCUUUGAAAUAGGGUCUGUUUGAAUAGACUAGAUGAACAGCUCUGAAUGUGUAAAAAAAACGUGGCAUGCCUGCUCCAUCCUGGUGGUGCAGUGGACUAAUUCCAUGGAUAAAGAACAGAAGAUUAUAGGUUUGAAUCUCACUGAUGCCAUGUCAAAAUAAUUAGAAAUGUGUUUCCAUGA
This is a messenger RNA of Salvelinus fontinalis (brook trout), 6017 nucleotides long. Its product is annotated as adhesion G-protein coupled receptor D1-like. Gene Ontology annotation, molecular function: G protein-coupled receptor activity. Gene Ontology annotation, biological process: cell surface receptor signaling pathway; adenylate cyclase-activating G protein-coupled receptor signaling pathway. Gene Ontology annotation, cellular component: membrane. The record is from RefSeq and is a predicted model, not a curated record. Lineage: Eukaryota; Metazoa; Chordata; Actinopteri; Salmoniformes; Salmonidae. The coding region runs from base 382 to 3141 and encodes 919 amino acids. The transcript is spliced from 26 exons.